Messenger RNA from Capsella rubella, 816 nucleotides. RefSeq names its product small RNA-binding protein 11, chloroplastic. The record is from RefSeq and is a predicted model, not a curated record. Gene Ontology annotation, molecular function: RNA binding. Bases 109 to 462 code for a protein of 117 amino acids. The transcript has 4 exons. Lineage: Eukaryota; Viridiplantae; Streptophyta; Magnoliopsida; Brassicales; Brassicaceae.
UAAAACAAUGUACUGAAGAAUUGGUGAGAGAAUCCUGAAGAACCGCGAGAAGAAAGGUUAUUGAGAUCAGUGUAAUUUCGCCGGCGGUGGGAUCGCCGCAACCCUAAAAUGCUCAAUCAUUUCCUUUAUCGUUGCUCGGCUCCUUCUCUGCUCUUCUCCAGAACAUUCUCCUCUACGCUUUUCGUUAAAGGUGUAUCUUUCUCAAGCACAGAAGAAACAUUAGCUCAAGCAUUUUCUCAAUAUGGUCAAGUUCUCAAAGUGGAUAUGAUUAUGGAUAAAUUCAGACGCAGACCAAAAGGGUUUGCUUAUGUCACAUUCUCUUCUACUGAAGAAGCCGAAAAAGCUUUAUUAGAACUCAAUGGCCAGUUGGUAGAUGGGCGGGUCCUGAUCCUCGACACGGCAAAAGUUGCAAAACACGAUCGACCAGACAGCAAGCCAAAUCAUACAGGUGGUGAAAGUUGAUACUUCUCUUUCGUCUUCUACAACUUGUUAGAUUAAAAAUUUUAAGGCAAAAAACAUUUCAAACCAAUUGAGGUUAUUCAGAAAUAGGGUGUUUGUUAGUUUUAUCGUACUCACUGAUGUUAGUAUGACAAGAAAAAGAGUUGGGAGCUUGUGCAUGCAUUAUCCCAAAGUCGAGAAAUUGUAUUUGAACUCAGUCAUCAUGGAUCAGUAUGUCAAAUCGCUAAGUGUCUUCUGUAGUCUCAACUUUGUUUUUGACUCAAUAGAACGAGUUCCGGGCAGCCAAAACAUGGUUAGUUUCGGCGAUGAGAUAUGUAAAAUUUAUUGUUUUGCAAGGCAGAGUUUUACUUAGCACGA